Paramuricea clavata is the source of this 2215-nucleotide messenger RNA. NCBI's taxonomy places the organism in Eukaryota, Metazoa, Cnidaria, Anthozoa, Malacalcyonacea, Plexauridae. The record is from the annotation of a GenBank genome assembly.
AUGCAAACGACAGGAGUUAAGUCAAAGUCUAGGUCCAGAAUCUCCGGAACUCAAAGGGAAUGGUACAACUGGCUAACUACCCACGUACCAUCAUCCAUCAGGAAAGGCGUGUCCGACGCUUUUAACACCAUGAGGAAGAAGGUUGUAAAACUGUACAGCGGUAAAGAGGAAGAAGAGGACCAGUGGUACGACGCAAGGGAGAACUUCAGCGACGAGGACGGACAGUGGUACGACUCCAAUCCGGGAGAGGACCUCAUGAAACCCAUCCUUACCAAGCGUGGUAUAAAAAAUAAGGUAAAGAAGUAUGUCAUCAAUCCUAACGGAUCGUACGACCCGGUCCACUUCCUCGAUAUCACAAGGGACGAGGUUGAGGCGUUUAUAAAUUCUGAAACAGAACCGAGGAACGUAAACAUGUCUCUAGCAUGCGAGAUGGUAAGGAACGAUCCGAAAACUGAGGAAGAAGUAUCCGUCGUCGCACACUUCAGAUCAAAAACCCACAAACUCAUCGGUAUAGAUGACACGGAAGAGUCCUUUAACACCAUGAACGAAAAGAUGCUAAAAUCCUUUUCCGAAUACCAGAAGCGUGGUAGCGGGUGGAGGCUUCGGAGGGUAGAUCUGCUCGAAAUUCAUAUCGGAGAAUACCAACCGUUAAUGGGAAAGGGCUACGAACCAUUAUCCGAGACAAUCAGGAAAAAGAAAGCGAUCAUCAACAUGAAGAACGACGAUGAUGAAUGUUUCAAGUGGGCUGUAUCUCGCGCACUGAAUCCUGUCAACAUCCAUCCGGAAAGGAUUUCAAAGGAACUUAAGGAACGGUCCAGAAAGCUAGACUGGGAAGGAAUAGAGUUUCCAACACCCCUAAGCAAAGUUAAAAAGUUUGAAAAGAACAAUAACAUCGGUGUUAACGUGUUUGGACUUGACGGAUGUCAUAAGGUAUGUCCCUUGAGAAUAUCCAACAGUGUUGAUUCCAUAAACCUCUUCUUGUGGAAGAACCAUUAUAGUGUUAUCAGGGAUAUGUCCAGGCUUGUAGGCGAACAGGUCAGCGAUCAUGGACACAAAAAACACAUCUGCAAUCGUUUGCCUUAACGCAUUCGGAUCGAGCGGGCUCUUGGAGAAACAUCUGGAGUUAUGUUCGAACAACAACUAUCGGAGGCAUGAGUACCCAGAACCCGGUACUACUACGGAGUUUAUGAAUUAUGAAAGAAUACAAACCGUUCCGUUUGUCAUCUAUGCGGACUUGGAAUGCUAUAUCGAAGGGAUGGACACGGUUGGACAAAACCCUAACAGAUCAAGUACCACUCAAUACCAAAAGCAUAGCCCCAUCGGAUUCUGUUACUACGUCAAGUGUUUCAACAAUUCCAUUUACAAACCCAAGCUGGUACACUAUACCCAACAACACGAGGGAGAAGACGUUACCAAAAAGUUUGUGGAUAUGUUGGAAGAGGAAGUCCAUGAUAUAUACAACAGGUUUAAAUUCAAGGAAUCUAUCGAGAUAGAUCGGAAGAGAUAUCGUAAAUUAUGAAGAGACGACUGUCUGUUAUGCAUGUAGAAAGGAAUUCACCACAGAAGACAAUAAGGUUAGUGACCAUUGUCACUAUACGAGAGCGUACAGGGGUGCGGCACACAAUACGUGUAACCUAAAAAUGAGAAAACCGAGAUUCAUCCCGGUACUUUUUCAUAACCUCGAAGGAUACGAUGCUCAUCUAUUUAUCAGAAACCUUGGGUAAGUAGUGGAGACAUCAAAUGUAUUCCUAAAACGGAGGGGAAGUACAUUUCCUUUACCAAGGAGAUAGAAGUCGCUAGGUUUACCAACGAAGAAUGAAAGGAGAAGAAGGUCAAAAGGGAGCUAAGGUUCCUGGACUCAUUUAAGUUCAUGGCAAGCUCCCUGGACAAGCUCGUCAAUGGUUUGGGUGAGGAUGACUUCAGAAAUUUGGAUCUGAUGUCGAAACGUAAUACCAAAGAACAGAAGGAGCUUCUUAAACAGAAGGGUGUUUACCCUUAUGAAUAUAUGGAUGGUUUUGAGAGGCUUGAAGAAACACGGCUCCCACCGAAGGAGAAGUUCUUCAACAAGCUAAGUAACGAAAACAUCAGCGACGUCGAAUAUGGGAGAGCACAGGACGUGUGGAACGCCUUCAACAUGAAAACCAUGAGGAACUAUCACGAUCUGUACCUGAAAACGGACGUCCUUCUUUUGGCAGAUGUGAUGAAAAAAAAAUGA